AUGAAUAAUUAACUUUACUACAAAUUACACACAAUUUCAAUUGUUUAUUUUCAUACUGAAAUAGGAAGCGAACGAAGAAACAUAUCAAAUAUACUGAUAUAGCGUGUCUUGAAAUUAACUAAACAAGUGAAAUAAAAUCGUCAUAAUUAAAAUGAUGAGAGACACAAAAGCUGUUGAUUCAGAGUCUGGAUUUUUACCAGUUUCUGGUAUGGAAGAUGGAGUUGUUGAUGGCGGAGAAAAUGUCCAGUAUCUCUUCCCAGGCGUUCAAGUCGUUGAAGUUAAAGAACUUCAUGUCACGAACCCACAACGAAAAGACUACGAUGUAUCCAGUUCAUUCAGUUCUAUGGGAAGUGAUGGAAGUGAUGGAAGUGAUGGAAGUGCAGAUUUCAAUGCAAAACUGGAAGAAUGCCAGGAAAGAGCAGCAUGGGGUGGCAAAUUAGAAUUUAUGUUGACAAUGAUUGGAUAUGCCGUCGGACUUGGAAAUGUUUGGCGAUUCCCAUACCUCUGCUACAAAAACGGUGGAGGUGCGUUUUUGUUGCCUUACUGCAUCAUGUUAGCUGUAGUUGGUUUGCCGUUGUUCUACAUGGAGCUGGCGCUAGGACAGUACGCUAGUCUAGGUCCAAUAACAAUAUGGAGAUUAAACCCUCUGAUGAAAGGUCUUGGCUAUUCAAUGGUUAUUGUGUCAUGGUUAAUCGGAUUAUAUUACAAUGUUGUUAUAGCGCACGUUCUGUAUUAUCUCUACUCUUCUUUUACUUCCGUGUUACCAUGGACAACGUGUGAUAAUGAUUGGAACACCAAGCACUGCCUUAUUCCCACCGACUCUCAAUAUAUGAGAAAUGAAACAAUCAAUGCAACUCUCGAGAAUACUACUACGAGUUCUCCCCAGCUCAACUUCACCAGAACUCCAAGCGAGGAAUACUACAGGUUUAAUGUACUUUCACAGAAUGACUCUAUAGAUGAGUUUGGAACCAUCCAAUGGCAUUUAGCGUUAUCUCUGUUUAUUGCUUGGCUCCUGGUGUUUUUAGUCUUAAUGAAAGGAAUCAAGUCUUUAGGAAAGGUUGUAUAUUUCACUGCCAUAUUCCCCUAUAUUAUGCUGACAGUUUUGUUUAUCCGGGGUGUUACCUUACCAGGAGCAGGCACUGGAAUUGCGUACUAUUUGAAACCCGACUUCGAACGUCUACUAGACCCACGUGUCUGGAGUGAUGCCGCAACACAGAUCUUCUACUCGCUGAGUGCCUGCUCAGGAGGAUUAAUUGCUAUGGCAAGCUACAACAAAUUCAACAACAACUGUUAUCGAGAUUCAUUAAUUGUAUGCUUUAUCAACUGUGGUACAAGUAUUUUUGCAGGUCUUGUCAUCUUUUCUGUUCUGGGUUUCAUGGCAUUAGAAAAAGGAGUAGGAAUAGAGGAUGUCGCUGAUGAUGGACCUGGAUUGGCUUUUGUUGUUUAUCCAGAAGCACUCUCCCGUAUGCCUGUUUCACCGAUGUGGGCAGUGUUUUUCUUCAUCAUGAUGGCUACUCUUGGCUUCGGUUCAGAGUUUUCAAUUAUUGAAUGCGUACUGAGUGCAAUAGGAGAUGAAUUCCCCAUUUUGAGAAAAGAAAGGAAAUACAAUAUUGCUUUCCGUGCAAUCUUUUGCUCUGUUGCAUUUUUACUGGGACUUCCAAUGAUAUGUAAUGGUGGUAUAUUCUUGUUGAACCUGGUAGAUUAUAGUGUAGGCGGAUUCCCACUGUUAGUUGUUGGUCUGGUGGAACUGAUUACUAUCAAUUGGGUCUAUGGUUACAGCAAGUUUGCAGACAAUAUAAACAUGAUGCUUGGCCAUCAACCUGGCAAAUACUGGUAUAUAUGUUGGAGAUAUGGAUCCGCGUUAGUCAUUGCUAUAACUAUAAUUAUGAACAUUGCUAUGUACAAAGAACCUGACCUUGAUGAUGUUCUGUAUCCAGAAUGGGCAAAAAGUCUAGGAUGGUUGAUUGCUAUGUUCCCUAUAGUUGUUAUACCAGCAUGGUUCCUAUAUAAAUACUGCCGAAUUGGAGGAUUUGAAUUGAUGAAGGAUGGGGUGAAACCAUUACCAACAUGGGGACCAAUCAGUAAAAGUAAACAGAGACAAUAUGCCGAUGUAGAAAUCAAUGUAGAUAAACGUCUAUCAAAUCCAGCAUUUGCUAGAUUAAUGGGAAGUAACAUGUCUAAUGCAACAACAGUAACCGAGUGCUCCCCGGCAUCAUCGACAUUGAACUUGAUCAGGAGCAAAAAUUUAAGUGAAUCAGAUGUUUGAUGACAGUUUUAUUUAGAAUGGACGUUAAACGGUUAUUCGGGUAUUUCAGAUACCAUCUGGACAUAUGGAAGUAUCGUUCAUGAUUGGAUAUAUACUGACACUGCCUGCAUGCAGCUCUGACACCGUCAAACUAAAGUGAUCUGUCUGUUAAAGUAAUUUGCGAUGCAGGUUCAGUAAUGUCAAAACCUGCAAUCAAAAAUUGAUUAGAUCUGAUUGUUUUCGGUUUUAAAAAUAAACUUGGGUAACUACUAAAGGACAAUUUAAUAUCAAUUUUUUUUAUUUGUUUUAUUUUAUAAAUUCAUUGUCUAGUACAGUUAUAAAGUUUUCUUCAGUUUUGAUUUUUAAAAGUGUAGUUAAAUAUGAAGCAGACUGAGAGAUGUUGCCACAAUUUCCUCUCGCUGAUGUUUAAGUUUAUAAGUAAAUAUAAUUAUAGGAAACGUUUAGGGUGUUUUCACAAGACGCGCACCUAUUGAUUGAGGAAAAUUCAUUUGGCAUUAACUAUUAUCCAUCAAAAGUUUCAAAAGUUGUCAUAAUUAGCUAUGGAGAUAUCUUUUAAAACAGUUGUUUUUGACCAUUAUCAUACUUUCAUUAUUGAGCAGGAUCUCAUUUGCCAUAGUGUGUUCUAUACAUAUAUACGUUUUGUGGUUUGUUAUUUAAGUAGUAUAUAUACUUUUAAAUAGCGAUGUUUUAGUUAUUGUUAAAAGUGAUAUGACAAAUAAUAGUAAAUGAGAAGA
Mytilus californianus (California mussel) is the source of this 3000-nucleotide messenger RNA. RefSeq names its product sodium- and chloride-dependent glycine transporter 1-like. The coding region runs from base 152 to 2266 and encodes 704 amino acids. The record is from RefSeq and is a predicted model, not a curated record. The transcript has 13 exons. Gene Ontology annotation, cellular component: membrane. Lineage: Eukaryota; Metazoa; Mollusca; Bivalvia; Mytilida; Mytilidae. Gene Ontology annotation, biological process: sodium ion transmembrane transport.